AUGGUAUUUUCAAAUAAAUCAAAUUCAGCGCUUUUCUUGGAGAAUUUAUAGAUUGUGUUGAUAAAAUUAAAGCUCAUUUUGAAAAGAUUGGAACGCCAAAUACGAUUGUAAGCGAAUUGACCUAUUCACUUUUAGUAUAUUCUUAGAUCGCAAGAGAUCUAGACAAAGAUCUUGCUGGGAGAUAGAAAAUUAGCUAUUUGGCAAGGAUAGAGAUCUUACCAUUUUGCUAACCCCUGUUAAUGUCCAUUUGUUUAUUAUUAAUAUAAUUCGGAUGAGAAUUUAUCAAAUAUAGAGAUGACACAUCCAGCAGUUACAUUCUUGAAAUUCAUAUUAGGAGGAAAUGGUAAUAAGAGAUAACCAGGAUUUAGUGAACAAUUUAAAUUGGUGACAUUCUCAACUUAAUCAAGUGCUUAUGUAGAUAAGAUAAGCAUAGUUAAUGAUUAUUUUAGAAAAAACCUAAGUCCAUUAACAAUAAUUGCAUUAUAAUCAAAUCAAAGGAUUCAGAAUAAAGAUAAUAGAAAGAUGAUUUGGUAUUAAAAGAUUUGGUGGAAAUGGCAAUAAAUUUUCAUCAGAAUAUUCCUACAGAGGAUGGUAUAAAUGAAUUGAUGGACCAAAUCUUAGUGCAUGGUAUAACAUAUUCAGAGUAACAAUUAAAUAUCCAUCAAUAGAUUAAUUCUUCGGAUAGGUAAUUGUCAGGAUGGAUUGGAUUUGGUAACUUACAAUGUACCUACAUAUUCUUACGAAUAAUGUUAGUGUUAAUCAUUUCAAGAAUAUUUAACACAAGAAUAGAAUAUUUAAAAGAUUCUUUGUUUUCUUUGGAUAUCCAAGAAAGAUUAAACUGCAUUUCAUGAUUCAACGGUCAAUAGGUGA
Paramecium sonneborni is the source of this 870-nucleotide messenger RNA. The record is from the annotation of a GenBank genome assembly. Lineage: Eukaryota; Ciliophora; Oligohymenophorea; Peniculida; Parameciidae.